AGUUGUUUCCUGCGAUUCGUCCGCGCCAUGGGCACCUACGCGACUCUGUGUGUAGCUCAUUUCCAUUUUCGCUCCAAGACAUGCAAACGACGUCCUCCUCUCAAGAGAUCUGCCGCUUCAACGGGUGUAGCAACCCAGCGAUCGACGGCUUGGGCAAGUGCAACUUCCACCGCCACCGCCUUCCGUGCUCCGUCGCGCGCUGCAACAACAUUGUGUACGCCCGCCAGCUCUGCGUGCGCCACGGCGGCAAGCCCAAGUGCGCCCACGACCACUGUGAUGCGAACGCGCGGCCCGGCGGGUUUUGCUACCGCCACACCGAGGUCCGCAGCAAGCGCCUCUGCUCGCAGCCGCUCUGCACGAACGCCGCGCACGCCAAGGGCUUGUGCGUCCGCCACGGCGGCGGGCGUCGCUGCUACGUCGACGGCUGCAGUACACUGGCGCGCAAGGGCGGCUGCUGCGUGCGGCAUCGCCAGGAAGUGACGUGCGCCGAUGCAUUCGACUUGGCCUUGGAUUGGAUCGACGCGAUCGAGCCGCUCGACGAUGCCAUUUUGGACUGCUUGAUCAAGACGUGUGCGAAUGACACGGCGUCGUCGUCGCCGACCACGAUCGAUGUCGAAUGGUACGCGUUGUAAAGCCCUUUUUGUAAAAUGCUAACUUAUCACGUGAUUCUUUUCUUG
Molecule: messenger RNA, 677 nt
Organism: Saprolegnia diclina VS20
Lineage: Eukaryota; Oomycota; Saprolegniomycetes; Saprolegniales; Saprolegniaceae
Exons: 1
Coding region: 81-632 (183 amino acids)
Source: RefSeq, a predicted model, not a curated record